Molecule: messenger RNA, 2334 nt
Organism: Mesocestoides corti
Lineage: Eukaryota; Metazoa; Platyhelminthes; Cestoda; Cyclophyllidea; Mesocestoididae
Source: the annotation of a GenBank genome assembly
AUGGCCGUACGCGGUCGUAUCUCGGCUAAUCCACCCAAUUUCCCACUUCAUUAUUACACACUUUUCGCUUAUUCAGAUGGCUGUCCGAAAUUGGAGAUUCCCGGCCGAACGUUCCCAGUGGAUGCUCUUUUCCUCGAAGACGUGCUCCACCUAACCAAAUUCAACAUGCCUCCGGACGUGCUGUACAGGUUCAACAAAACCAACCAACGCAUGGCCCAAAUGCGCGCCCAGUCCGUCGCCAGCCCCCCAAUAACCCCAGACAUCCGACAAAACUUCAAGCAUUGGCUUAAAAGAGCCACCCCCAGACUGUCCCCUGGAAGCCUCCAAUUCCUCGAGGCGCUGGACAUCCACGGGUGUCCGCCGCCAGAAUUCGUGGCCGUAGUCAUCGACUACAUCAUCCAAACCACCGACAGCGGCGCCAUCCUAGCCUUUGUACCAGGUCUCGGUGACAUUUUGGACACAAUGAAAACCCUUCGAAACAUGAAUCCCGCAGUCUACGGCCAGGCUUCGGGUCGAGUAGUGCUCCACGGUCUCCACUCGCGUCUGCCGACGGCCCGCCAGCGUACCGUCUUCGAUCCCCCGCCUUUCGGAAAGCGCAAAGUCGUGAUUGCCACCAACAUUGCCGAGACUAGCAUCACAAUUGAAGACAUCGUCUAUGUGGUCGACUGCGGGCAAAUCAAGAUCACCACGUACGAUCCGCAAAUGAACACCUCUACUCUCGCGCCUGUUCUCGUCAGCAAAGCUAAUGCAGCUCAAAGACGCGGUCGUGCUGGCCGGGUGCGACCAGGUCGAUGUUUCCACCUAUUCUCCAGUUUUACCUACGAGCGAGUCAUGCUCGACUACCUGCCCCCUGAGAUCAUGCGAAUUCGGCUGGAGGAUAUUAUUCUUCGAAUAAAGGCCCUUGAUCUGGGUCCUGUGACCAGUUUCCUAGCCAACUGUAUGGACCCCCCGGCUCUUGAAGCGGUUCGUAGCACCCUCAAGUUUCUCCGCGACAUCCAGGCGCUCAAACCACCCAAUCCCUCCGGUCCAGAUUCCCCAACCGGUUCCACCUCCGUCCCUGUUGCCAGGCUCUCGACGAUGAAGAAGAAGCAGCGUGACCGUCUGGUGGCAGGCGCCAUUGAGGCCGGCAAGACGUCGGUUGCCGGGGCAAGGAAUCAGUCGGAGGAGGACUACGACAACGAUGUGCUCACUCCGCUGGGCCACCACUUGGCGAACCUCCCGAUGGACCCGCAGUGCGCGAAACUCCUCAUUCUCGGCACGCUCUUCUGCUGUCUGAAACCGGCCCUCGCGGUGGCCGCGUGUCUGGCCUUCAAGGAACCCUUCGAGGUGCCCAUUGGUUCCGAGGCGGCUGCGGACAGGAGGCGGGCGGAGCUGACUGAGGGCUCGCAAAGCGAUCACUGGGGCUUCUACGUUGCCCUGUCGGAAUACAUGGACCUGCGUGAACACGAAAAAUACAACUUCUGCAAGAAGAACUUCCUCAAUCGCAACACGAUGGAUGAUUUGUGCCGGCUAAUGCACGAAUUCGUCGGUCUGUUGUACGAGCGCAGGUACAUCACGUCGAUGGACAUGAACGAGAGCGCGGUGAAUCGGCACUCCCACGACGUCAGGAUCUUCCGCGCAGCCCUGGCCGGCGCCUUCUACCCCAACCUCAUCCUGGCCUCGGCUCGCAAACGGAAGUGGGUUCCGUCCGAUUUGCACAAAUUAACGCAGUCAGAGUGCAGCAUUUCGUUUAAAAAAGAAGAAAACAAGUUUUUUUCUCUCGGCUCCAGGCCAAAUGGUGUCUUGCCUGCGCCGAUUAUCAAAGGCCCCUCUUCGGACGAAAAAGUCGCCCUCCACAGCAAAUCGGUCAACGCCAACCUCCGACCUCUGGAUCACCUUUGGUUCGUCUACUUCCAGAAAAUGAAGCUCGAUCAUGGCGCGGCGUCGACCAUUUUCGACUCAACCCUCCUCAGUGCUCGUCCAGUGGUUUUCUUUUCUUCGAAACUCACGCAAACAACGGUGGGAUCAGAAGGCCUUCUUGUCGUUGACGGCUGGAUCAAGUUUAAGGCUGGACCUCGCGUGCCCCGACUCAUCGAGGGCCUGAAAUUGUGCCUAGACCGACUGUUGGAUAGCAAGAUCCGAAAUCUUGGCUCCACCAAUUGGGACCCUUCAAGUAUCGAAGGCCGCAUCAUCCAAACCAUCGUGGACUACUUCAUUAACGAGGCGCCACCCGCCUUCGAGAUUGCCGACCACAGCCGAGCUCCCGUCUGGAAACAGCAUCAGCAGCAGCAGCAGGGUGGAGGGAACGUUCAAACUCAUCACGGGGCCCAAACCAUGAAUAAGCCCAAGCGGUGA